This is a messenger RNA of Daphnia carinata, 2436 nucleotides long. RefSeq lists its product as uncharacterized. Gene Ontology annotation, cellular component: extracellular region. Gene Ontology annotation, molecular function: chitin binding. The transcript has 7 exons. Bases 137 to 2302 code for a protein of 721 amino acids. Lineage: Eukaryota; Metazoa; Arthropoda; Branchiopoda; Diplostraca; Daphniidae. The record is from RefSeq and is a predicted model, not a curated record.
UUCCAUUGUGUUCCUUACAUGUUCUGUUUCAAGUUGCUGUUGACUUUAGGUAUUAUUCGACUAACAAAGUUACCAAACGGAAAAGGUGAUUCGACCUGCUGAAUGCCAUCCGAAGACGUUGAUAAGCUUAACCAUUAUGCAGCCAUUAAAAUGCAUCGUAACGUUGCUGAGCUUAAGUUUAGCGCUUGCUAUUCCUAAAGGUAUAGUUGACGAACCUCAAACAGAUCCAAGCGGACUCAAAGGUAGGAAGAGUGAAUCUCCUCAGGUAGUAGAACGGAGCUUGCACGCCGGGCAACCUUCUCCUAUUUCUGCUGGAUUGAAAUCACCAUCCAGAGGGAUUCCAAUUAGAUCGAAUCAAGAAUCUUCGAUUACUUUGGCACCAAAGAUAGUAUCAACUUCAAUUCAUAUUGAUAAAGAACCCACAGCUUCUAUUCCUGCUACAGGUCAAUGUGAUCCAACUAGGCCACAUAGUCCACAUCCAACUAAUUGCUACAUGUUUUACCAUUGUGUACAACGGCUCAAUUAUGUUGAAAAAGUGGAGAAGACAUGCAAUCCACCAACCAUGUUCAAUCCUGACACUAUGAUUUGUGACUGGCCUGAAUCGGUACGAAAAAUCCGGCCGGAAUGUGGAGUUGCAGUCGCUAGUACUCAAUCCCCAAUUGUUUCAUCCAUCAAUUCAAGCUCUGCCAGAUUGAAAACCCAGCCGAAUCCAAUCAAAUCUGCAUCGCUCAUCUCAAAAACUGCUACGUGCGUGCCCCCUUGUCAAAAUCUUGGGUUCUGUAAGGCUCCAGGAGAGUGUAUCUGUCCGGAAACCUUUGAAGGGCCGCAAUGUCAAUUUGUCAAGACUCAACGGUGUCUCCAAAAACCGCCCACUCCAUCAAAUUCACGAGUUUUUUAUAAUGACAAAGAAUAUAUAUCGACUUGCAACAAAGGUUUCGCCUUCCCCGACGGUAGCAAAGAAUUCAGAAUGGUUUGCGACGCUGGGAAUUGGGUCCAACAUCAUCAACCAACGGGAACUGUUCAAAAAGUCCCCGACUGCCAACCCGUAUGUGACCCACCCUGCGUCAACGGAGGACGAUGUCUGCCCAAUAAUUAUUGUGACUGUCCGCAAGAGUUUCGGGGACCGCAAUGCAAUUAUCCCGCGAAAAAUUGCGCCCCUGAGCUAAUGAACUUCAAUGGAGGCUAUAAUUGCACAAUCGGAAGUACUUUUCUACGCUGCUCACUCAAAUGUGGUGCAAAUGGUGUUUUCGAAUAUCCACCUGCUGCUGUUUACUCUUGCGAAUAUGCCAAGGCUAAAUUUACUCCCGAACCGAUACCGCAAUGCAUAUUUGCGAGACAGCAGUCCCAGAAUUUAAAAUUGAAAUCUACAAAUCAAUCGCAAGUGUUGAUUGAACAGAGCGCUGGGCUGAGAGGGAAUUUUCAACACUCAGCAAACCAUGAAACUGAAUGGUAUCAUCCAACCACAGCCUCCCCAACUUCAAUUCACUCAGAAGGAAAAUCUCAAAAUCCAGUUCGUGCUCCAGAUCGUUGUGAUCCAGCUCGACCACAUAGCCCGCACCCAACAAAUUGCUAUUUGUUUUAUCAUUGCGUCAACGGCAUCAAAGGGGUCGUUUAUCUUGAAAAGACUUGCCAACCUCCGGCGAUGUUCAAUCCAAACACAAUGAUUUGCGACUGGCCGGAAACGGUGAUGCAUAUCCGGCCUUGCGGAGUCAUUACCGUUCCUAGUACGAAGAAAGAGGCUGCAGCCGAUUCUUGCCUAGAUGGAUGGGGCGAUUGGGUUAGUGUAUCCACACCGGCAGAAAAUGCUGGAGAUUUCGAAUUGUACGAACAAAUGGUUCCCCAAGAUUCCGUCUGUCCGUCAUCGAGCGUUCGUGAAAUUGAACAUCAAGUACGUUUUCGUUGCAAUUGCGAAGAUGAUACAUCUUUACCGCUCGUAAAAAUAUCAGAGCCUUUAAUGGCCGAAAAAGUCACGCAUGUUGCAACAACACGUAAGCCCACGGCUGCAGAGAAAGUCGUUCUUGCUCCAACGACACCUGCAAUUGCGAAAAAGAACCUUGAAUGUCCUAAGGGUUAUUCGUGGAGCCGUUGCGCUUACAUUUGUACUCGGCUUUGCUCAUCUUACGCUGCUGAGGUGAAAAAACAAGGACGGUGUCAAACGUCGAAUGAUUUGAGUUGCACACCUGGAUGCGUCGAAGACGAUGACACCAUGGAUCGAAGUUGUCUGUGGUAUGAUAAGUAUACUUGCGUGCCUCCUACUGAUUGCGUAGCUGCUCCAACCCAGCAAAUUCAUCAGAAAGGAUAAGUACUUUUAAUUUACAAUUUCAGUUCUGUUUUUAUCGAAUAUCAGUUCAGUGUACCUUGAGCGAAUUUACACAAAAGCAUAUGCAUAAUGAUUGCGACUUUGUAUGUAAACAAGUUGAAUGCUAAUUGAACUUU